Molecule: messenger RNA, 1830 nt
Organism: Xylaria bambusicola
Lineage: Eukaryota; Fungi; Ascomycota; Sordariomycetes; Xylariales; Xylariaceae
Product: acetylornithine and succinylornithine aminotransferase
Exons: 2
Coding region: 345-1733 (462 amino acids)
Biological process (GO): arginine metabolic process
Cellular component (GO): mitochondrial matrix
Molecular function (GO): pyridoxal phosphate binding; identical protein binding; transaminase activity
Source: RefSeq, a predicted model, not a curated record
AUCCCGCGCCCUGGCUUGCAAAGAUUGCGAAAACCAGUCGGUCCGUCCGUUGGGUGUGUGCGCUUCUCUCCAGCUCUAUAAAGGCCCGUUCCCCAAGCCUCCUCUCGGGAUUCUCUUGAACAGGCCAAUUGGUCUGUUAAGAACCUCAUACCGAUUUCCCUGGUUGUCAUUGAUCCCCGCUUGAGUCCCAACUUUCGAUACAGCGGUCGGUCCACUUGGGUCGAGGGCCAAGCUGCUGUUCACGAGGAGUCACCGUCUUUGACUCACCAACUGCCCGGCAGUCCGGUUUUCCUCUCCAGGUCAUUCGUUUGCAAAUAAUCCUACCUAAUUGAGGCCGGUAAACCAUGGCUCUCCGGCUCGCUACACGAACUGCACUCACUGGCAGCAUUAGGCGACUCUCGUCGCGAGCUGCAUCUACCGCCGCUGCGACUUCGAACCUCCCCUCGCAGGUCCAGGAGUCUGUCAAUCGCGAUGCUGCCCUCAGCAACCCCGACCCGUCGUGGGACUCCCCGAGCACUACCCUGACCACCCAGCACUUAAAACACAUGGUGGCUACAUAUGCCCGACCUUCUGUUGUAUUUGUCAAGGGAGAGGGGUCUUAUCUGUGGGAUUUGGAGAACCGCAAGUAUCUCGACUUCACGGCUGGCAUUGCUGUCAAUGGCCUUGGUCACUCCGACCCAGCGCUAGCCAGGCUCAUUGCCGAUCAGGCUUCGACGCUGAUGCAUACUUCAAACCUCUACUUCAACCCGUGGACCGGCGCACUGUCUGAGCUGUUGGUCGAGAAGACAUUGGAGUCGGGCGCCAUGCACGAUGCUUCGUCCGUCUUCGUUUGCAAUUCGGGCUCUGAAGCCAACGAGGCCGCUAUCAAAUUCUCCCGCAAGGUGGGCAAGAUCGUAGACCCUUCUGGUUCCAAAUUUGAGUUUGUCUCAUUUCAAGGUUCUUUCCAUGGCCGUACCAUGGGCAGUUUAUCUGCCACCCCUAAUCCUAAAUACCAGGAACCCUUUUCGCCCAUGGUUCCAGGCUUCAAGUAUGGCACAUAUAACGAUAUUGCGUCAAUCAAUGAGCUCGUCACCGACAAAACGUGUGGAGUCAUCGUCGAGCCUAUACAGGGCGAAGGAGGCGUCAAUGUCGCUUCUGAUGAGUUUCUUAUUGCGCUCGCGAAACGAUGCCGCGAGGUGGGCGCUGUUCUAACCUAUGACGAGAUACAAUGCGGUCUAUCCAGAACUGGAACUCUUUGGGCGCACAGUCAUUUACCAAAGGAGGCCCACCCAGACAUAAUAACAACUGCAAAAGCUCUUGGUAAUGGAUUCCCAAUUGGCGCCGUCAUCACCAACAGUCUCGUUAGCGACAAAAUCAAGGUUGGUGACCACGGAACAACCUAUGGAGGAAAUCCCAUGGCGUGCCGCAUAGCCCACCAUGUCUUAGAGCGACUGGCGAACCCUACCCUGCAGAAAGAAGUCGUCACCAAAGGAGCGCUCUUGAAAGAGGGCUUUGAAAAGCUUCGUGGCCAGUUCCCAGGUCUAAUCGGGGAGGUUCGGGGUCGUGGUCUGAUGCUCGGAGUUCAGUUGACCAAGGAUCCGUCUCCGAUUAUCAAAGCUGCUCGGGAGAGGGGGUUAUUGGUUAUCACAUGUGGCACAAACACCCUCAGAUUCGUCCCACCUUUGACUAUAAGCGAUGACGAAAUACAAACUGGGCUGGAUAUAUUGUCAGCUGCAAUCAAAGCAACCCAAUAAGCGGAACAGGCAGCCAUGGAAAUAGAUUACAAUGCUUACAUGAUAGAAGAGCACUGAAACGACCCUGUCUACAAUUUACAGCGUGGAACCAUCUACC